Salvelinus fontinalis (brook trout) is the source of this 857-nucleotide messenger RNA. RefSeq names its product acylphosphatase-2-like. Lineage: Eukaryota; Metazoa; Chordata; Actinopteri; Salmoniformes; Salmonidae. The record is from RefSeq and is a predicted model, not a curated record. Bases 133 to 507 code for a protein of 124 amino acids. Gene Ontology annotation, molecular function: acylphosphatase activity. The transcript is spliced from 4 exons.
UUAAAUUAGAAGAAGACGCAUUGGCAGAAGAAAAAAUGGUGGCAGUGAGCAGGGUAUAGCUCAGACUUAUCGUUGAGCAAAGCAACUAAAGUAGCUACAUCUGUUAGCCGGGAGAGGGCCUGGGUUUAUUGCAUGGGUAGUGUGAAAAGCCUAUAUAGUUUAGUUGUAUCCACAGUGGUUAUUUUACUUGCCAUGUCUACCAACGUUGAUGUUGGAGGUGAAAAGCUUGCCUCUGUAGAUUUCGAGAUAUUCGGGAACGUCCAGGGUGUUUGCUUCAGAAUGUACACAGAAGACCAGGGGAAGAAGCUGGGUGUUAAUGGCUGGGUGAAGAACACAAGAGAAGGAACAGUGAUUGGCCAGUUACAGGGGCCCCAUGACAAGGUCAAUGAAAUGAAGGUGUGGCUGAGUAAGGUGGGGAGUCCCAGCUCACGCAUUGACCACGCCGAGUUCUCUAACGAGAGGGACAUCCCCAAACUGGAAAUCCAUGGCUUUGGCACUCGCUACUGACUGCCAGAGCAGCGAAUAAGCACCGCAGCAGCAAGUAUCCACCCUGAGGCCUGCCCCAAAGGAAUUAGUAGCUUCUCAACUUCUAAGGUGCUUGAUUUGACCUGUAAUAUUCAUAUCUUCACAGUUUUAAAUGUCAUUCUGAAGCCUGUUAUGCCAUUUAUUUAUUGUUUGAAGAAAAGUAAUUUGAAUGCUCUGUUAUCAUGUCACCCACAACAGAAGUUUGACAUGAUUAGUUUGCUAAAUGCAACUUUUAAAUUGCACUUAAAUGCCACCAUAUAUGUCAAUAAUAGUCAACCUUUACAAUGUUGAGUUCAUCCCAUCAAAGACAGAAAUAAAAUAAUUUAGUGAAA